Messenger RNA from Racocetra persica, 404 nucleotides. NCBI's taxonomy places the organism in Eukaryota, Fungi, Glomeromycota, Glomeromycetes, Diversisporales, Gigasporaceae. The record is from the annotation of a GenBank genome assembly.
GUAUUGCCAUCUAUCUAGAAAUAAAUCGUGAUGGUUGGUGGACAUGCGAUGAUUUAGUUAAUCAGGUAGUUGAAUGUGCUAUACCAAUAUUUGAACGAAUACACCUCAACAAGAUAGCUCUAUUUAUGUUUGAUAAUAGUAGCAAUUAUGGUUCAUUUGCUGAUGAUGCCCUUUUGGUCUUACAAAUAGAUAUGAAAGAUGGUACAAAAAAACUACUUCUUCGUGAUGAUAUAAUGCCUGAUAGUUCCAAGCAUAUAAUGACCUAUAUAAACAAUGCUAAUGUAAAAAGGCCUAAGGGAAUUAAACAGGUUCUUGAAGAAAGAGCUGCUGACUUUGCAGUAAAGAAGUAUUGUUCUUAUCAUCGAAUUUCAGAACAAGUUCUUGAAGAAUUCGCUUAUUAUUAA